AUGGCGAGAUGUUUCAAUAAUAAGUGCUUUCCAUGGACGAUGUUUCAAGGGUUGUUUGGGUGCCUUGACAAAGAAAGGAAGGCCCUUUUACAACUCAAACAUGCUUUCAUAUCAGGUCUAAAUAUUAGUAAAAGUCUGGAAUGGGGUGAUGAGGAGGGAGGAAAGGUGGACGACAACGACUGUUGUGCUUGGAGAGUAGUAAAGUGUAAUCCCAGCACAGGACGAGUCACCCACCUCUUAAUAAACCAAACACGGUGGUGGUAUUACGCUGAUCCUUACGACCUCAGCUAUUUCAAUCUAAAUGCCUCUUUAUUUCUACCAUUUGAAGAUCUUCAGUAUCUCGACUUAUCAGGUAGCCAUAUUGGAGGCUGGAUUCAUAAUACAGGCUUUGAACAGUUGGCUAGACUGGAAAAACUUGAGUUCCUGGACUUGAGUUAUAAUAAUUUCAAUAACACCAUGCUUCCGUCUUUGGGUGCUCUCACAUCCCUCAAGACACUGUCUCUUCGUUCAAACAAUUUCUCGGGUUCCUUUGAUAUUGAAGAAUUGGCGAAUCUGAUCAAUUUGGAGGUCCUUGAUUUGAGCGGGAAUCAUCUUAAUGACUCAUUUUCAUUGCAAGGAUUAUGUGAACUGAAAAAGCUCCGAGAGUUGAAUAUUGGUUACAACAACUUUGGAGUAACUACUAGUACUCUGCUGCCUCCAUGUUUCAACAACUUGACAUUUCUUAGAAGGAUAGAUCUCUCCAGUAAUCAAUUUAAAGGAAACAUUCCAUCUUUCAUAACUACUCAUACAUCACUGGAGCACAUCCUUCUUGGUGAUAAUAAAUUUUCGGGCUCAUUCUCAUUCAGCAACUUCGUCAACCAUUCCAAUCUACAAGUCAUUGACCUUGGAGGUAACAAACUAGAGGUAGAAGCAGAACAUCCACAUCAGGUUCCGACCUGCUUUCAGUUGAAGGAGCUGUAUUUAAGAAAUUGUACUCUUCUCUCGGGUGUUGUUUCAAGAUUUCUCUCCAGUCAAUAUGACUUACGAGUGCUUGAUCUCUCCUCUACCAAUUUGAAGGGAACAUUUCCAACCUGGAUUUUGAACAACAAUACAAAGUUGCAACAACUAAACCUGGGGAAUAACUUACUAAAUGGCCAUUUUCAUCUGGUAUCUGUUUAUCCAAAGAUAGCUGUUGUUGACAUCUCCGACAAUCACAUUGAGGGGCAACUUCAAGCAAAUAUUGGUGAGGUGCUUCCAAACCUAAUAUUUUUAAAUUUAGCAGGAAACUCUAUUGAUGGUGGCAUUCCUUCGUCAAUCGGUAACAUGAGCAUAUUGUGGGCGUUAGAUUUGUCUAAUAACAAAUUGACCGGAGAAAUACCUAAGUACUUGGCCAGAGGUUGCACCGAAUUAUCGGUUUUGAUUCUGUCAAACAACAGAUUGCAUGGAGAAAUAUUUCCAUCGUAUUUUAAUUUGACCAGGUUGGAUAACAAUCUUUUCAAGGGAACUCUGAGAGAUGGAUUGUCCAAAUGUACUGAACUAUUUAAUUUGGACAUCAGCAACAACCAGAUAUCAGGUAGGAUUCCCAGUUGGAUUACAAACUUCUCGUCUCAGCUGAUGACUCUUUUCAUGCAAGAUAACCAUUUCCAAGGGGAAAUCCCAACUGAAAUUGGUCAAUUGAAACUUCUUGAAUUUCUAGACCUUUCUGGGAACAGACUCUCGGGAACCUUACCUUCUUCUCUCUUGAUGUUACAAAAAUUAAAAUAUGUAAAAUUGCAGAGAAAUGAAUUCGCAGGAUCGCUGCCAGUUACUCUUCUCAACAAUUCAUCAUCAUCUUUGCUUGCACUGGAUAUGAGUUAUAACAACUUCUCUGGUAGUAUUCCCAGUAUGAUCAGUGAGCUUUCUGAGCUGCGUGUUCUUUCGUUGAAGCGAAAUACCUUAAAUGGUCCAAUUCCAUAUCAAUUAUGCCAAUUGAAGAAGAUAAGGUUGAUGGUUCUUUCCCAUAAUACCUUUUCAGGGACAAUACCCCAAUGCUUCAGUAACCUCAACUUUGGGAGUAAAGAUGACACAGAAAAUCUAUUUCAAGAUUCAGUGAUACCUUAUUCCAUAGGAAAUAUGGGAUAUAAAAGCGUCACACUGGAAGAAGUGGAGUUCACAACAAAGAGAAGGGCUGACUCUUACAAGGGUGACAUUCUUAAUUACAUGUCUGGGUUGGAUCUCUCUUGCAACCGGUUAACUGGUAAAUUCCCCUUUGAAAUAGGAAAUCUACAUGGGAUUCGUGCAUUGAACUUCUCUCAUAAUCACCUUACUGGAUCAAUCCCCAAAACCUUUUCAAAGCUUAGGAACAUAGAAAGCUUGGACCUUUCAUGCAAUAGGCUGAAUGGAACGAUUCCUUCGGAAUUGACCGAGCUAAACUCCUUGGCAGUCUUCUCUGUGGCUCAUAACAAUUUAUCUGCUAAGACACCGGACUUCAAAAAACAGUUCGCGACCUUCGACAGCAGCAGCUACGAGGGAAACCCUUUGCUUUGUGGACCUCCGUUACUGAAGAAAUGCACCAAAGAUGAAGAAUCAUCAGACGACCUUGUGCAUGCAGAAACACAGAAUGAGAGUGGGAUUGAUGUCGUUUUCUCAACAAGCUUUGUGGUUUCAUACAUCAUGUCCUUGCUGGGACUCAUGACUAUUCUAUACGUGAAUCCUUAUUGGAGGAGGAUGUGGUUUAUUUCAUUGAAGCACGCAUUUAUUCAUCCUAUGGCUUUAUUACCAAUGUUCUGUACUAGAGGUAUAGAUUAUAUUUACUUGCUCCCUUAA
This is a messenger RNA of Nelumbo nucifera (sacred lotus), 2784 nucleotides long. NCBI's taxonomy places the organism in Eukaryota, Viridiplantae, Streptophyta, Magnoliopsida, Proteales, Nelumbonaceae. The record is from RefSeq and is a predicted model, not a curated record.